Gekko japonicus is the source of this 1559-nucleotide messenger RNA. Its product is annotated as solute carrier family 22 member 15-like. The record is from RefSeq and is a predicted model, not a curated record. NCBI's taxonomy places the organism in Eukaryota, Metazoa, Chordata, Lepidosauria, Squamata, Gekkonidae. Gene Ontology annotation, biological process: transmembrane transport. The transcript has 11 exons. Gene Ontology annotation, molecular function: transmembrane transporter activity. The coding region runs from base 1 to 1461 and encodes 486 amino acids. Gene Ontology annotation, cellular component: membrane.
AUGGAGCUGGACGAGGCUUUCGGUUUGGUGGGGGAGUUCGGCCCUAGGCAGAGGCGCCUCACCGCUUUCCUGGUGCUGCUGCAGGUGUUCGUGGCCUUUCAGUCUAUGCUUAUUUUAAUAGUGGGAGCUGUGCCAGAAUAUUACAUCGAUCAGGAAGAGAUUCCAACAAGUACGGAAGCUCUUGCAAAGCAUGUCAGAUUUGCUAAUAACUUCACAUCUAUAGCAACAGAGUGGUAUUUAAUCAGACAUGAAGCCUAUAAGGUGAGCCUGGCAUCAUCCCUGUAUUUUGCUGGGUUACUCAUUGGAAAUAUAAUGUUUGGCCCAUUGUCAGAUAAACUGGGCAGGAAGCCUGUGUAUAUGUCAGGUCUCUUCUUCGACGUUAUUUUUGGGUAUAUCUCAGCAUUUGCACCAAGCUAUGAAAUUUUUGCAAUGUCACGCUUUAUUGUUGGGAUUACAAAUGGUGGUAUGUCUUUAGUGUCUUUUGUUUUGACACAAGAAUAUGUAGGAAAAUCAUUCUGGGCAUUGACAGGCUCGUUAACAAAUGUGACAUUCGCAGUUGGCAUAGCAGUUUAUGCUUUAUUGGGUUAUUGCAUAAGGGAGUGGCGCUUCCUGGCCUUCGUAUCAAAUUCUCCAGGACUUUUCUUUUUCCUUCUCUCUUUUAUGCUUCCAGAAUCACCAAGAUGGCUGUACUCUCAAGGCAGAACUGCAGAAGCAGAGGCAGUUCUGCAAUACAUAGCCCUUGGUAAUGGAAAAGAAAGAGUGACUGUGAAGCUGAAACAGUGCGGGGGAACAGUGAAAAAAGAUGACUCUGCAUCUGAUGUCCUAAAUCUAGUUCGAAACCCAGUGCUUCGUUGGCGCACUAUCAUCUUGAUGUACAUCUGGUAUGUGUGCAGCCUUGUAUAUUAUGGCUUAACACUGAACGCUGGUGAAUUAGGAGGGAAUCUGUAUCUAAAUGUGGCUCUGUAUGGCCUUGUAGAAGUUCCAGCAUUUCCACUCUGUAUGUUCUUCAUUGAGAAACCCUGGUCAGGAAGACGUAAAAGUACAACUGCUUUUUUGAUAUUUGCAGGCUUUGCUUGUAUGUUUACCACGUUCUUACCAGAGAAUACCGGUGAUAUUUUCUUCAGUCCUAGUCUCUUAGCCUUAUAUGGAAAAUUUGCUGUAAGUGCUGCCUUCAACAUCAUAUAUAUUUAUACUUCGGAACUCUAUCCAACAGUAGUGAGAAAUGCUGGUUUAGGUGUCUGUUCCAUGACUUGCAGACUGGGUGGCAUUUUGGCUCCAUUUGUUCCCUCUACAAAAGCUCUUGGUCCAUCGGUACCAUUUAUGAUCUUUGGCAUCUCUGGGUUGUCAGCGGGUUUCCUGACUCUUCUGCUUCCAGAAACGCUUAACAGACCUAUUGCAGAGACCAUUGAAGACUUGCAGACUCCUGCCUACCAAACGCUUAAAAACAAAAAGGCAGAGUAAAAAUGAUUUUUUUUUGUUUCUGAUUUUUAGAUAUAGUUGUUGUACUUACCAGAAUGGGGGCAAGACUUCUCAUUCAUUUGAAAUCUCUUCUUAGUUUU